UGGGGAUUUCCCAUCCAGGGGAGCUCCUACCCCGGAGCUGCUGGUACAAAGGUCAGAAAUGUGUGCCGAGGCCAGGAGGCAGCAGUCGGAGCCUUGGAGCGCUGGAGAGCGCACUGGGGGAGGGCAGCCUGCGCCAGGAUUUCUUUGCAUCCUAAAGGACACGUAUUUGGUCUCCUCGGGGCGCAGCGGAGUUGGUCAGGGACCGUCAUCACCGGGUCUCUCUCUGCAGAGGAGUCACUGCAGUUGUCUUUAGUACAGACACACUCUUUUCGGGAGUGACUUCUUGGUUCCUUCAUGCGGCCAUGGAUCUGGACAAACCGUCUGUCUGGGGCUCAUUAAAACAGCGGACCAGGCCUUUGCUAAUCAACUUGAGCAAGAAGAAGGUGAAAAAGAACGCAAACAAACCCCUCGACGUAAGGGCAAGGCAUGACCUGGAUCGCCGCCUCAGCAUCUCCGUCCCUGACCUCUUGGAGGCUGAGGCCUUGGCCCCGGAGGGUCGGCCGUACUCCGGGCCCCAGUCGUCCUAUACCUCAGUGCCCAGCAGCCUGUCAACUGCAGGCAUCUGUCCCAAGACUAGCGGUGGCUCCUUGAAACAGUCUGAAGAGGAAUUGGAUUGGAGCCAGGAAGAAGCAGGCCACCUCCACGUGGUGGAAACGGAUUGCGAGGAGACCUACGCCUCUCCCGCCGAGGACAGGAGCGCUUCCAGCAAUGGCAUCUUUGAUCUGCUCCAGAAAACUCCCCUCGGGGAGGAUGCCCUGGAAGAGCCAGAGAAUCUAUGUGGAAGUGGGGAUCUAAGUGCUUCUCUGACAUCCCAACAAUUUGAAGAACAAUCUACUCUCGGGGAAGCUGGAGAUGGCUUGAGUAAUCUGCCCAGCCCUUUCGCCUACCUCCUCACCAUACACCUGAAGGAGGGCCGGAACCUGGUCAUCCGAGAUCGCUGUGGCACAAGCGAUCCCUAUGUGAAAUUUAAGCUGAAUGGGAAGACACUGUACAAAAGUAAAGUCAUAUAUAAGAACUUGAACCCGGUUUGGGAUGAAAUAGUUGUAUUACCAAUACAGAGCCUUGACCAAAAGCUACGUGUGAAGGUAUAUGAUCGAGACUUAACUACGUCUGAUUUCAUGGGUUCUGCAUUUGUCCUUCUCAGUGAUCUUGAGCUUAAUAGAACGACUGAACAUAUUUUAAAACUGGAAGAUCCAAACAGUUUAGAAGAUGACAUGGGAGUGAUCGUGUUAAAUCUGAACCUAGUAGUAAAACAGGGUGAUUUCAAGAGACAUCGUUGGUCAAAUCGGAAGCGGUUGAGUGCGAGCAAGUCCUCUCUGAUACGCAACCUACGGCUCUCAGAGUCCUUGAAAAAGAACCAACUCUGGAACGGGAUUAUAAGUAUAACUUUGCUGGAAGGGAGGAAUGUGUCAGGAGGAAGCAUGACAGAGAUGUUUGUCCAGUUAAAACUGGGAGAUCAGAGGUACAAAAGUAAGACACUGUGUAAGAAUGCAAAUCCGCAGUGGCGGGAACAGUUUGACUUUCACUACUUCUCUGACAGGAUGGGCAUUUUGGACAUCGAAGUGUGGGGAAAGGACAGCAAAAAGCACGAGGAGCGUCUCGGCACGUGUAAAGUGGAUAUCGCGGCACUCCCGCUCAAGCAAGCCAACUGCUUGGAGCUGCCGCUGGAUAGCUGCCUGGGGGCUCUGCUGAUGUUGAUCACACUUACUCCCUGCACGGGGGUCUCCGUCUCCGAUCUGUGUGUGUGCCCCUUGGCAGACCCCAGCGAAAGAAAGCAGAUUGACCAGCGCUAUUGCUUACAGAACUCCCUGAAAGAUAUGAAGGACAUAGGCAUUUUACAAGUGAAAGUUUUGAAGGCAGUCGAUCUCUUAGCAGCCGACUUCUCAGGAAAGAGUGAUCCUUUUUGCUUGUUGGAGUUAGGCAAUGACCGACUUCAGACACAUACCAUUUACAAAAACCUCAACCCUGAGUGGAACAAAGUUUUUACAUUUCCUAUUAAAGAUAUCCAUGAUGUUUUGGAAGUGACAGUGUUUGAUGAAGAUGGAGAUAAACCCCCUGAUUUUCUUGGAAAAGUUGCCAUUCCCUUGCUGUCUAUUCGAGAUGGACAACCAAAUUGUUACGUGCUGAAGAAUAAAGAUUUAGAACAAGCUUUUAAAGGAGUUAUUUACUUGGAGAUGGACCUCAUAUAUAAUCCGAUCAAAGCAAGUAUUAGGACCUUUACUCCUAGAGAAAAACGCUUUGCUGAAGAUGGCCGCAAGCUAUCCAAAAAGAUCUUAUCAAGAGAUGCAGACCGUGUGAAAAGAAUCACCAUGGCAAUAUGGAAUACAAUACAGUUCCUUAAAAGCUGCUUCCAGUGGGAAUCCACAUUGAGAAGUGCAAUAGCAUUUGUGGUGUUUUUGGUCACUGUCUGGAAUUUCGAGCUGUAUAUGAUCCCCCUGGCGUUAUUGCUGCUGUUUAUCUACAAUUUCCUCAGACCCAUGAAAGGGAAGGUUGGCAGCGUCCAGGACAGCCAGGAGAGCACAGACAUAGAUGAAGAGGAGGAUGACGACGACAAGGAAUCCGAGAAAAAGGGGUUAAUUGAAAGAAUCUAUAUGGUGCAGGAUAUUGUUUCAACUGUUCAAAACAUCUUGGAAGAAAUAGCUUCUUUUGGAGAAAGAAUUAAAAACACAUUCAACUGGACGGUCCCGUUCCUUUCUUUCCUGGCCUGUUUGAUACUGGCAGUGGCCACCAUCAUUUUGUAUUUCAUUCCACUUCGGUACAUCGUUUUAAUCUGGGGCAUAAAUAAAUUUACUAAGAAGCUUCGAAAUCCCUAUGCCAUCGACAACAAUGAGCUACUAGACUUCCUCUCCAGGGUGCCGUCUGAUGUUCAAAAGGUGCAGUACGCGGAAUUGAAACUCUGCAGCAGCCAGAGCCCCCUUCGGAAGAAGCGCAGCGCGCUCUAGGACACACACCGACUUUGGACACCAGCACCGGAUUCUGUUUGGUUGAUUAGACCAAUACCAUCGCUCUUUCAGUGGUACCCGUGGUGUCAUUCUGAAAUGCAUCUGUGUGGACCCUUCGCUGUAUUCUCUCCCCUUCUUCACGCGCACAGAUGCACACAGGCGCGUGCGCACAUCCGCAUGCAUGGGCGUCCUAGUCGCAUAGCGGUUCAGCCCAGCAAAAGCAAACAAUCCAGAGACUAGGAAAGACUUAACAUCCCUUCUCAAAUAGGAGAUAAAGCAAGGCUGCUAUGGGUCUGAACACCCUCCCUGAGAACAACUCUAGACCGUUCGGAUUCAAGAGUGACUUUGAACUUGUUUUCACACCUCUGACGGAUUCUCAUUAAGAUUCAGUUAUUUCCAUUCCCCAUCCCCACACUCCUUUCAGAUUAUUGUUCAUGAGUCACUUUUUUCUCUGAGUUAACAAGUCUUUGAUAGCCAUCAUCUAGCAAAUAAUGUAUAUUAUAAAUAGAGUUUUUAAUACUUACCAGGUUCAGCCCAAAUCUUUGGGAAUCUUUCGGCUGUGAUUGCUGAAGACCUAUAUGUAAAAUUUCAGUAAACCCCUAGGUGCUGGAUGCCAGCCUACAUCACGGGCCACCGUGGGCAAUGGAUGCCCCAGGAAGGUCCAAAGGGAUCGCUCCUCCGAAGUGUAAAGGUUUAACGAAAGUAUUUAGUUGCCUUAAAACGCCAUUUCUUCUGACUUUACUUUUUGCUUAUUUCCAAAAUAAACUGUCAACAUUACAGCUUCAGAAAGGCGGAGAGGGGAUGGAUGAAUGACCUCUGAGAGUAUUUAGAAAGAUAAAGACUGAGGAGCAAGGGAUUAAUAAAUGUGGCUGCUUACCUGAUUGUCAUAAUCAACUCAUUUGCCCGCCUUUUUGAGCAGAAAGUAAAAAUAGUUUAGCAGUCAAAAUUGAUCUUUGGUUCCUCUCAUGGGCAAAAUAAGCUACACAUAAUACAAAUAUAUCUCGGAAACCUUUUUCUAGAAAAGUACUACCUUGAAGUCUUCCUUUGAGUGUAUCUGAUUCCUGCAGACCCCACCAUUUCAGUAACCCCCCCCAGAAUAAAAAUCCCAAUUCUGUGCAUAUUUAAAAUGUAUGCAAGUAUCUUUCUGUUCAAAUGAUAUUUAAGUUGUAAAGACUAUAUUUUGUGGACACAUACUUUGUAUGUGCAGUUUUAUAUAUAUAAUAUAUAUGUGUAUUGUAAAGAAAAGUUAAGGUAAAAAGACCUGAUUUAAUAGUGAGUUUUACUAUGGUUUUUUUUUCUCUCUCUGCGUUGUAAUUUAAUAAUCUUCAAACAAAAUGUUUAUGAAAAAUGCCAAAGAUUCUAAACCUUAUCAUCCCGUGUCUGUUUUUCUUCAUAUUAUAUCUUCCUGGCUGAGCCAGAUUUCUGCAUGAUUUGAUUUACUUCAAGUUAAUGAAGCUGGCUGGAAAAGAGCCUGGCAGAAAUUAUAAAAGCUCCAGUAAAUCUCUUAGUUGUACAUACAAUAGAUACCCAAGAACCUCUUUUGUUAAACCAGUUACUCAAUCUUCUGUGUAAACAAUGCCUCAUUGUCUCACUCCCAACUAUCAUCUAGUUUAUCAUAGUCUGUCAUUUUGUAACGACCUAAGUCAGACAUUUUUAAACAGACAUGUGAGAUCUGAUCAGUCAUUUGAAUGAAAACUUUCAGCAGCAAAAUAACCCCUUAUUUAUUUAAAAGUGGAACCAAUACUUUAUUGUUGUUCUUUUGCUAUAGAAUUUCAAAAUGAAAUAAUUUGCCCGACAAGAAGGCAUCGUUAGUUAGACUUACUUCUUUUGUAGCCUGACUGAAAUUCUCAGUGUAGAGUUUAGGACACAAACAGCUGCUGGGAUGCAGGAGCAAGACCGAAUCAACCUUCAAUAAACUCUUUAUGGAAAACAAUUGUUAAUUGAUUAAGUAGAUGUUGGAUGCUAAAAAUGAAUGUUAGUUGUAAGUGAAAUGUGAAGAUUUAUACAAGUAAUCAGAAACUUGUUUGAAGAUUCCUGAAUGCUUCAGAUAAGAUGUAUGGAUUAUGGAUUCACAGUGUGAUAAUUAAAGACAAUUUAAUAGGAAUGUU
Messenger RNA from Equus caballus (horse), 5050 nucleotides. It is a transcript of the gene MCTP2, whose product is annotated as multiple C2 and transmembrane domain containing 2. NCBI's taxonomy places the organism in Eukaryota, Metazoa, Chordata, Mammalia, Perissodactyla, Equidae. Gene Ontology annotation, biological process: regulation of neurotransmitter secretion. Gene Ontology annotation, molecular function: calcium ion binding. The record is from RefSeq and is a predicted model, not a curated record. Gene Ontology annotation, cellular component: synaptic vesicle membrane.